AUGGAUCCGUGGAAGAAAAAUGAUAGUGGAGUAUGCCCAUUUCAAGUUCUCUUAGAAAAGGGCUUUCUGAAAAGCUCGAAAAGACUAUUAAAAGUAAUUUUCGAACACUCUGGCGAUGAAGAAGCGAUUGAAUCUGCACGAUGUUUUAAAGAUUCCGAAGGUAACUCCCUACUGCACUUGGCGUGUAUCACUCAAGCUGAGGCCAUUUGUGAGUAUAUGCUUCAAAAUGGGUUUAGCGUGAACGAACAAAACCAUCGUUUGCAGACACCGUUGUGUUUGGUAUGCAGCAGGGUGGGAGGAUUGCCACCGAAAAACAUCCAAAACUCCAUCCUUUUACUACGGAAAUACCACGCUGAUCCCAAAAUACCAGAUGCUGAUGGAAACACGUGUCAGGCGUUGCUCAAUGGACAUGAGGACCUAGAGAGGUUACUGCGAAUAGAUAUUGAGAAAGAGCCAAUUUUACCCAUUAUGAAGUGGCGCAAGGAGUCCGAAAAGCACAAGGAUGCACUCUGUGACAUUUCUUGUGGCCAAAAAUGUCAAAGAGUUGAAAGCUAUCAUCACCACAAACACUAUAUUGGCAAAGGCUCCUUUUCGUUAGUCUUUCCUGCUCUGGAUGAAAGAGAUGGGAGAGAAUUAGCCUUAAAGCGACUAGAAAAAGCCAGGUUAGAAGAUGCGAACUUCAGAAGGGAGAUUGAAUGUCUCAUGAAACUUAAGGAUUGUCCAGCUGUGGUAAACUACAUUUGCAGCUUUAGCAGCUCCGACUUCCAAUACAUUGUUGUUGAACUAAUGGAAGGAACGUUGGAUGAAUAUCUCUGCACGGAGCAUGAGGGAGGAAAUGCGGUUUGGAUCUGUUUUGACAUAUACUCUGGUGUAGAGUAUCUACACAAAAAUGAAGUUAUCCACAGAGAUUUAAAACCGCAGAACAUCUUGUACAAAACUACGCCGUCACUAACGAUGAAAAUCGCAGAUUUUGGGCUUAGCAAAAUUCUUAAGAAGACGCAAUCUUUUGGUUCAAGUGACACAGUAAUGCACUCAAGGGUUGGAACAAAGUGUUGGAAAGCUCCGGAACUCUUUGCAAAUGACAGUCAAAGCAAGUAUAGCAAGGAGUCUGAUAUUUUCAGUUGUGGUUUGCUCUUCCACUACAGCUUAGCCAAAGGAAAGCAUCCCUUUCAUGACCUGAAAGAGUCUCCACAGAUAGGUUCCCCGAAUACAACUGAGAACAUAAAAGAUAACAUCAUUGAAAACAAGAGAUUCUUUUGUCCCUCUCUUUCGGCAGAGGCUGUCCAUAUUCUGACAAGAAUGUUGUCACUCAAACCUGACGAAAGGCCAAUAGCUUCCUCCCUAAAGAUUUUCCCCUUAUUUUGGGAUAAUGCAAAGAAGAUGGAUUUUCUUAAGAAAGUGGGAAACGAGGAUGAGUUCACAAAGCCCAGAUCUACUCUCACUCGCCCGUUGACCGAUGUAGAGAGACAAUUAGAGAAACAAAUGAAAAACGCUCUUCCGUGGACGUCAAACAGUUCAAUCAACGAUAUAUUUUCGGAGUUCACAAGUGAUCCUAGAUAUAGAGAUCAGUACGAACCAAAUUCGGCUGUAGAACUUGUUCGGUUAAUAAGAAAUGUGCACGAACACCCCGCAAAUCUUUCAAGAAAAGCCAAAUCUUUACUGGAUAAGCAUGUAUUUCUGGAGCAAUUUCCUCAUUUGGUUACGGACGUUUUCAACUCAGCUCAACAGUGGAAAGAAAGAACAAACCUGAAAUCAUUUUAUGAGUAG
Pocillopora verrucosa is the source of this 1767-nucleotide messenger RNA. NCBI's taxonomy places the organism in Eukaryota, Metazoa, Cnidaria, Anthozoa, Scleractinia, Pocilloporidae. The record is from RefSeq and is a predicted model, not a curated record.